Molecule: messenger RNA, 2172 nt
Organism: Effrenium voratum
Lineage: Eukaryota; Dinophyceae; Suessiales; Symbiodiniaceae
Source: the annotation of a GenBank genome assembly
AUGGCCGGGUUGACUCUUUGCAGCUGCGGGCCCGAUUGCUCCGACGGGGAGCCCGACGACAUGGCGGAGGAAGAGGAUUUGGAUCCGCGCUGGCGCCUGCGGCGGCAGCUCUUGCGCCUCAACAGCCUCGCCUGGGCGCGCGCGGAGCAGAAGGAGACGCAGCAAGCGCUGCGCGCCUUGGGGAUACCGCAGGAGGUGGACUUGUCCUCGGUGUGCCGGGAGCUCGGCACCUUCGAAACCCAGGCGGAGGUCGAGGCUCCAGACCUCGCCGUGUGCGACGUGCUGGCUUUCUUGCAGCACGCAACGCCUGCAGAGCAGGACUUCAAAAAGCUCAACGACUCGGAGAGCCACACUGCUAUACACCGGAUCCAGGAGAGAGGGCUAAGCCUAAAGAAGUUUAAGGAGCUCUACCUCUUUCUAGAAGGCCUCAGCCGCCAGGGCAUACUGCCCUGGUAUGACCGCUCUGCACGCCUGGCCGGCAUUCCGCUGCAGGAGGCAAACUUCUAUCAGGUGAACUACUGGGUCAUCGAGCCAUUCACAGCGCGAGAGGACAUGAGUUACAUGGAGAUAGUCAGCGACGAGUCUGCGCAACGCCCGACGUGGUUCAUCUCCCACUGGUGGGGCGAGGCACUGUCAACCUUCUUGAAGUGCCUGGCCAAACACACCGACGUCCGGAGAUUAUCGCCGAGGACAUCCUACUGGACGGCGCUUUGCUCCCUGGGCCCCGGUGAGACCUGCGACACAUUUCACCCGGCCGCCAAGCUGCGCGCGCUGCUGGUGCUGGGCACGGCGGGCGCCUUUCAACGCGCCUGGUGCGUCUUGGAGAUGGGCCUCGCCACGGCGGAGGCGCGCGGAAAGGCCGGGCUGGAUGUGGUGGCGAUGAGGCAAGACGCGCGUGGGCUUGCAGUGGUGCUCACAGAUGGGCUGACAGAUGCGGAACAGGAGUGGGAGGCGAAGCACCCGGGCAUGGGCCACAUCGCCAAGACGGACCGGGAGAGCAGCUUCCCGUUGGAGGUGCUCAGCGCUGGGCUCUCAGUGGACUUCUCCCGGUGCGAGGCCUCCGGUGGAAGGAGUUUGGUGCUGGCCGCCCUCAGCAAGCUGUGCCCCGCCCAGGAACUGCCGGCGGAAGAAGUGCUGAACCAGCACUUGCGGAGCUUCUUUGCGCGCACUGCCCUGGUUCAAGUGCUGCACAGGCAGCUUCCGGUUGCCCCAUUUUUGGCCACCAUUGCCGGCAACACCUUGCAGCAGGACUUGUGGCUUCCGUGCUUGGCGCAUGUCCUUGAGGACCCCGAGGGCUUCCUGCUGGAGCUGCUGCCGUACCUCGUCUCCAUGCCGUUGCGGCGCUUGCGCCUGGACCUGGGCUGGCGCAGCCUCUACGCCAAUGGCAGCGUCUCCAAAGUCAGCAGCUGCUCGUCGCUGAGCGGCUUGGGCGAGCUCGGCGGCUUGAGGGACCUGGAGUUGCGGCUCAGCGGGAGCCGCCAGCUGCGCAGCCUCAGUGGCUUCGACUCCGCGCUGGGGCGCCUGCAGAUGUUGCAGCGCUUGGAUCUCCGCCUGGACGCCUGUGACAAGCUGCAGAGCGUGGGGGAGCUCGGGAAGUCUUUGGGGCAGCUCUCGCAGCUGAGAUCUUUGGAUUGUCAUCUCGGCGGCUGUCAGCUUUCGGACCGCGACGUGCGCGAGCUGGGCCGCGGGAUGCAGAUGUUGUUCAAGCUACAAAGGCUCUCGGUGGAUCUGUCGGGCAUCAAGCAGAUCUUCUACCUGUGGGAGCUGGGGAAGUGCAUGCGCUUCAUGCCGGAGCUGCAGCAACUGGAGAUGGACUUCUCCCUUUGCAUCAAUCUCUCGGACAUCAGCGAGCUGGGGAACAGCGUCCGCAUUUUGCUCACCGAGAUGUCCCACUUUGGCCCCGGCAAGCCGAACUCCAGCUUCGCCUUGCGCUUAGAGAAGUCGGGGGUCCGCAUCAACCGCGAGAAGGUGGCGGGGUACCGCGACCCGGACCUCUUCGUCAAGGCCUUGGGCAGCCGCGCCUUGAGCGACUUCGACCCGCGCCCGGCCGCCUCCAAGGCCAAGCUGCGGCCCGUGUGGCUCACGCACCUGCAGGAGGUCCAGGCCAAGCGGAGCUUUCUGGUGCCCAUGGGCUGCCAGGGCUUGCACCGGGGCUGCCCUCGCCUCUACUAG